This is a messenger RNA of Scheffersomyces amazonensis, 2093 nucleotides long. RefSeq names its product calnexin. Gene Ontology annotation, cellular component: endoplasmic reticulum; endoplasmic reticulum membrane. Gene Ontology annotation, biological process: protein folding. The record is from RefSeq and is a predicted model, not a curated record. The coding region runs from base 115 to 1905 and encodes 596 amino acids. The transcript has a single exon. Gene Ontology annotation, molecular function: calcium ion binding. NCBI's taxonomy places the organism in Eukaryota, Fungi, Ascomycota, Pichiomycetes, Serinales, Debaryomycetaceae.
GAGCCCAACCGAAAAAUUGGCCAAAAAUUUACACCCAAUAACUUGAAUACUUAAAUUUCCAAUUUAUUUAAUAAUUUCUAUACGGAGACUCUUAUUACAUUAGUAGAUAUAUCAAUGGUUAAGUUAACACUAGCGUUAUUGGCUCUCAGUGCAACUGUUAGUUGUCAGGAGUAUGUACCAUUUGAUACCACACAAUUGGAUGCCUCAUCAUAUUUCGAACAGUUCCUUUAUAAGGAUUUUCUUGAUUCAUACUGGCACGAAUCUAAAGGGUGGAUAUGGGAUAAGAAUAAAGAUAGGUAUGUAAAAUAUAAGGGGAAAUGGGCAAUUGAAUCAUCACUUAAAAAUCCAGCUUAUGGUGAACAAGAUAAGGGGCUUGUUCUAAAGUCCGAAGCAGCUCAUAGUGCAGUAUCAUUUAAGUUAACUUCAAAGUUCAAUAAUACUGAUCAAGAUUUAGUAUUACAAUAUGAAAUAAAGUUACAAUCCGGAUUGGAAUGUGGAGGUGCUUAUAUUAAACUUUUAGAUGCAGCAGAUGAUUAUCGAGGCUUCAAUGACGAAACUCCCUAUCAAAUAAUGUUUGGUCCUGAUAAAUGUGGAUCCGAGAAUAAGGUUCAUUUUAUUUUGAGUAGACCAAAUCCAAUCACUGGAACAAUUGAAAAAAAACAUUUACGUGCUCCACCUAUGGCUCGAAUUAAUGAUUUAUCUAAUUUAUAUACUUUAAUUCUUAAGAAGAAUCUGGAUUUUGAAAUAAGAAUUAAUGGUCAAGUUGCUAAAGCAGGUAAUUUACAUAGUAAUAUCCAUUUGUUAGACCCACCUUUAUAUCAAAAUCCUCAAUAUAUUGAAGAUCCAAAUGAUGUCAGACCUGAAGAUUGGGAUGAUCAAUUGAUGAUUGCCGAUCCAAAUGCGGAAUUACCUGAAGAUUAUGAUAUAAAGCAUGUGUUGAAAUUUAUUCCUGAUCCAUCAAUUCCAAAGCCUGAUGAUUGGGAUGAAAAUGAACCAUUGACCAUUCCUGACCCAGAUGCUACAAAACCUGAAUCUUGGAAUGAAGAAGAAGAUGGUGAAUGGGGCCCACCAGAAAUCCCAAACCCAGUAUGUGAACAACAUGGUUGUGGCACUUGGUCUCCAACAUUAAAGCCUAAUCCCGAUUAUGUUGGACCAUAUGUUCCACCAUACAUCCCUAAUCCAAAUUAUAAGGGUCUAUUUAGACCUAGACAAAUCCUCAAUCCUGAUUUUUACAAUGAUACUAAUCCAUCUAAUAUUAAAUUAGUUGGUGGUAUUGGAUUCGAAUUAUGGAGCAUGCAAAAUAAUAUUAUGUUUAAUAAUAUUUACUUGGGUCAUUCUAUUAAAGAAGCUGAGUGGAUUGGUAAUCAAACAUUCCUUCCUAAAGUUGAAUUAGAAUUCGAAUAUAAGAAGAAUCAUAAAGAAAAAGUCAAACAUGAACCUGUCCCACCUCCACCUACUUUUGAUGAGAUCAUAACUGAUGAUAGUAUACCAGGUUUCAAACAGUUCUUAGUCUUUAUAAAAUUCUUUUUAUUAAAGCAAACUCUUGAUCUUUUUGAUUUCUACUAUGAAUUUCUUAGAGAUCCUUUGAAUUUAAUUACUAACCAUCCAAUUAAAUUUGUAUUGUAUUGUACGGUGUUUGUUACAUUCUUUACGUUUAUUAGUGGAGUUGGAGCAGUGUUACUAUUCUUAGUCACUGGAGGUGGUAGUGCAAGUCCAGACUAUCCCGAGCCAUCUAAAUCCAGUGAAGAAGAUGAAAUUCUUGAUAAUGAAAGAGAUUUAGAUACUACGCAACCAUGGGUAGAAAAAGAAGAACCAAAGAUCAUUGAACUUGAGGAUCUGGAGGUAGAGAUCGUUGCUUCAGGUACUUAUGUUUCUGAAGCUCAGCCUAGAAAAAGGAAAGCCUGAAAUUAGUACUAUUUAGUGUUUAAUAUGUCUCUUUCCGUCGUAUAUAGUCAUUUUCACACUUUUUUUCUAUUAGCGCAUACAAAUAAUAUUAAUAGAUUUAAUUUACUGUUAGUGCAUAUUAGGGGUCCACAAAUUACGGGGUUUAAUUGCGCACACAAAUUGACAAAUUGUCUGCAGGGGAUAAGGAA